This is a messenger RNA of Fusarium redolens, 3096 nucleotides long. RefSeq lists its product as uncharacterized. The transcript is spliced from 11 exons. Lineage: Eukaryota; Fungi; Ascomycota; Sordariomycetes; Hypocreales; Nectriaceae. The record is from RefSeq and is a predicted model, not a curated record. Bases 1 to 3096 code for a protein of 1031 amino acids. Gene Ontology annotation, biological process: sphingolipid biosynthetic process. Gene Ontology annotation, molecular function: 3-dehydrosphinganine reductase activity. Gene Ontology annotation, cellular component: endoplasmic reticulum membrane.
AUGGGCUCGUGUCUGUCACGGAAUGACUUUCCUGUUGCGGGCAGAACAGUCCUAAUUACAGGCGGUUCCAGAGGUCUCGGUCUAGCAGCAGCACGCCAACUCUCCUCCAAAGGCGCACACGUCGUUAUAGUCGCCCGUGACCCAACCGUCUUAGCAGAAGCUCUCACUCAAGUCGAAGCAUCUGCUCAAUCUCCAUCUCAGCGCUUCUUCUCACUCACAGCCGAUACCACGAAAGCUUCAGAAUGCUCUCGCGUCAUUGCAGAAGUUACCGCCUGGAACGAUGACAACCCGCCGGAUAUCGUCUGGUGUUGCAGUGGAAGUGCGCAUCCAACUUUAUUUGUCGAUACUCCGGUUGAGCAGCUACAGACUAUGAUGGAUAGUAAUUAUUUCUCGAGUGCGUACAUGGCCCAUGCUACACUUAAUGCGUGGUUGAGACCUGCCAUCGAUGGCGUCACGAAGAAGAGUACAGAAGCCAAGACACCGACGGCUCGUCACAUCAUCUUCACGGGAUCUUUUGUUUCGCUGUACAGUUUUGCAGGUUUCACGCCUUACUCACCCUCCAAAGCUGCUAUCAGAUCGCUAUCAGACUCUCUUUCACAGGAGAUGAACUUAUACGCAGGAGCUCACCCCAAUGAGCCUCGCGUCCGCAUCCACACUGUCUUCCCAGCUACAAUGCCAACAAAGUCCCUUGACGAUGAGAACAAAGUCAAGACGGAUGUUACCAAAGCGCUUGAGGAGGGUGACCAGAUCCUCACACCGGAUGAAUGUGCUCGUCGUGCAAUUGCGGGGUUAGAGAGAGGAGAAGAACUCAUUGCGACGAGCACUAUUAUUAGACUUGUCAUGACUACUGUUAUGGGCGGUGCUAUACGUGGUGGAUUUUGGACGGGCUUGGUUAAUACCUUGUUGAGUUGGGUUGUCAUGAUUGUUAUGGUGUUUAUUCGGUGGGAUAUGGAUGUCAAGGUUAGAAAUUGGGGGAAGAAGCAUGGGGCCAGUGGUAUGGCAUCCAAGGACAAAAAGCCUACCUCGCAGUUCUCUCUUUUCUCAGUGGAAACUAUUGUCUCAAUCUGGAACUGCGGGGCCCAAUUGACCAGCAUCGCAGGAAUAGCGUCAGCUGGCACCCAACUCUCAAAUACUUUAUUCAAGCUUUACAAAACAGUCCGAAAUGCACCCAAGGAGAUCCAAUCAGUUGCCAUUGAGAUGUCUGGCUUAACUGCGACUCUUGAGCAUUUACGUGACAUCAUCAGAGGGGGCCAUUCAUAUGCAAAACCGCAGUUUUGGUUGAACAACAGCUCUGACCUUUUCAGCCAUCUAACAGCACCAGAGAAGGUGGAAAAUAGAUUCAAGGCCCAAGCUGAGAGUCUCAUCCUAGCUGGUCAAGCUUCGUUCCAAAAUGAGGACGACCCUGAGCCAAUUCCAGACCCGCCUCAAGAAAGAGCACCAAGUCCUCCGGUCUGCACGAGCAAGAGGCUGCCAAGUCCUGUCCGUGAGUCUGAGAUCCCUGGACAUGUACGUACCGAGGAGCUGUACGGCCAGAACAAGAACUCUGAAGACAACGCCUUUCUUUCUGGAACCGCUACGUUCGGACCUGAUUUUCACCGACGUGGCGAUGCAGCUACGUUUCUAUACAAUCUUGUAUUUCUCAACGAGAUAUCCGUGCAUGGAGCACCAUAUGAAGACCCAUACAUUACAGAAACUAGAAACGGGGAAAAGAUAGAAGUGCGGCACAGACAUCGACAUUCAGAUGAUUCGGAUGACUCUGAACACGAUGGGGCGAGUCGUCGGGAGAGAGUGAGAUUUCAAGACUCCAAGUCUCAAGAACCAGAAAGACUUGUUAAUCGACUUCUUUUAGCUUGGACGUCACUGAGCGAGAGUGAAAUUGAGAAGGGGAAAGCGGAUACUCAGCCUGAUAUAAGAAGGGCGUUUGGAGAAAGCGAAAGCUCCGAUAGUGAAGAGUCGCUUUAUGGGCCUGAGGACGAAGAGAAGGCCUGGAGAAAGUUUCGUAGAAGACAAACUAGAUUAGGUCGUGAUACGUUCCAAAGAGAAGGCAUCAAGUACAACAACACUCCGGAGUUUGAUCCUUGUGGGCGAAGGAUACUUCGGCCGACACGAAGUGAGACACCUAGCUCGGUGUAUAUAUAUGAACUCCCUCGACAAAAUGGCCCUUCACCAGCAUCGGAAGAACCCGAAUGGCGGCUUUGGCCGACCUUUCACAAACCCGAUUUUGUUGUUCUACCACAAGCAGAUUCUGCGGACUCUGAAAAUGGGCCAAUUACUCCUAAAGUUGAUCUCGCGUCUGUCAACUUGGGUACCAUGAGGCAAGGCGAUGAGCCAAUCUGGGACUGUGAUGCUUUCAUGUCUGAGAAAAUAUAUCCAGGGAAAGCGAUAAUGGGAGCGCUUAUUGGUGAUACAUCUGCUAGAAACCCUCAUGGAUUGGACCUGGCACAUACGUUAAUACGAGGGCGAAGUAUGAAGCUCGUGUAUAUACGAGGCAAUGAAAAGGAGGCUGACGAGAGAGCCAUGAAGGAAGAGUACGUGGCUAUUGGAGAGGAAUGGGCCAGCUUCGAAGCCCUACAACAACUUGGGUUGGUUGUCAAGAGACGAGAAGAGGAUCGGGUUCUACUGGAUCCUAUCAUAACAUGGUUGAGAAGCAUGCGGCAGAGACGCAAUUUCACGCCAACCUUUUAUAACUCUAUAUCUACAUUUCGACAGAAACAUGGAUAUGAAGCACCCUCACUUGUUGGGAUGACAGACUCUGAGGCUCGAACGACUUUUGUACUGGAUAGACGUGCUAAGGCCGAAGAUGAAGUUGAGGUUGACAUCCUCAACUUGCCGAUUGACGAAGAACCCCAAAAGACACCAGAGGCAACCACAGAAGCCCAAAGCAAGACAAAAACAAGCACACUUCAACCACAGCAGACUUCUCACGCCGAAUUUGACACAAGCGAAGUGGCAUCGCAUGUUUCCUCAGGGUCACGCCUGUCGAGUCCAAAGAGUAGUGGGCACGGAAGUGAGAGUACUGAGUGGCAGGAUGAUGAUAAGAGGCCUCUGGCACCAACGGACUCUGGUGUUGGAAGCUCUAUUGUCUCGGGGCGAUAG